GUAACUCUAUUCCAAACUCCGGACGUCAAAAUGACGCGACAGUUUCUGCGUAUGGGGGCGGGAACCAGCGACGUUUUUCAAUCUGCCCAAUCAGCAGCCUCCAUCGUUGCCGGAAGCAUGUUUUGCUUGUUUUUUAUUUGCAAAGGGACCGUAUAGCAAGUUACAUUUAGAUAUAAACGUCUGAUAAAAGAACAAUUGUAUGUCGCUGAGAGUAAAAGUGUUUUGUAAUCUUUUAACGCAAGAGAAGUUGAAGCGCGCUUGAAUGUAAACACAAAUAUUUUAAUUUUUCGAGUCAUAGCCACACACGUGCCAAUUCCGCAUCCAAUCCAUUUUGCUACGCACACUUAAGAUGGCGGCUACGUGUAAACAGCUGAUCGGUGCUGUGGGCCGCUCUUGGUGUAUUUUUGUCCGUAACGCUGCCUGAUGAGAUGAAAUCUCGGCGUACGAGGUACUUUCGCCCGAGAAGAAUUCUGGAAGCUAUGAACAUCAUGAAGACUGUGAAAGCGUAGUGCUCUGUGAGUAAACAUCAUUCUUUCUUGUGCUUAAUGACUGAGCAGUAGCAUCUGAACAUCUGCGGUGAUCGCAUGGUGUUCACUCUUGCUUUUAUUCGCAUAGGAUACGGAAGAAUCGAUGAAGGUUGGAAGGCAUCUCAACUGAUAGCUGUGGUACAUUCCCCCGUGCGGGCGGUACAGAUACUCCGCCAACAGCCGCUGGAGGAUGCGGCCUGCAGGGCAACCGCCGAGUAUGCACGGCAGGGGCAGGGGCAACUGGCUGAGGCAGCGAACGCGGAGGCCGCCAGUUUCCACCAGCUGCUGCUGCAGCAAAAUAGGCAGCAUCAUCAGCAGCUGGUGGAGGAGCUGAGGGCGGCCCGGGUGGUGCAGCAGCAGCUGGCAGCAGAGAUGCGUGGUUUGAGAGAGGCCACCGGCCUCAUCGCGACAACACUGCGCCAGCUCCUGGCUCGCCUCUGCGAGCAUCCUCAGCCUUGAGGGACAGUCCCCCCCCCCCCCCCCUUAUAAUCCUUUAGUACUAAUAGGUACAAGUGUUGCCCAUCUUUCCGUUCAAAUCACCGCUGCAGCAUUUGGUCGUGGUGCCCAUACCUCCUCGAAAGCUGUUGUGGCGAGUUGUAGCCAGUCUUGUGAAAUUAUGUGCAGGUCAUGUGCGACCAUGGCAGCGAAAGCUGAUAGUGCUGUGAUGUCACUUGAAACACAAAUGCGUGUCUAUUUUUUGUUUUUGUAUGUAGCACUAAAGGAUGAUAUGACUGUUUUCCCUACAUUUCUGUACCUAAUCAUUUUUUUUCAAGGUAAUUUCUUUUCAUGUGUAUUUUCACUUGCAGUGCAAGUUUGCCCAAGUGAGACAUUAUAAAUUAUAUGUAGAAUGUCUGCCAUAUUUCCGUUAGGUGUUGUUCACUUCUGUUUUGCUGUUACUGAUAUGUUUCAAUGCGCACCGUUUUUCCAAGGAAGAUAUACACUAUGCAAUCACUUUUACAGCAACUUCGACAUUGUCUCGCACACAUACAGGUGCACUUAACUACAAUGCUGUGAUAACUGGAAAUGAAUUUUCAUGCCAUAUGUAUGUCAUGUUUGCAACGUCAAACUUUGCAACGCCUACGCAAUGCAAAGUAGCCGAACUUGAAUUUUCUUUAACACCAAGCGCCUGUUACUUGUGAUAGUUAUUGUGAUAUUUCAGGUGUCCUUAUCAAUGAUAGCAGUACAAUCUAGUCCCCAUUGUAGUUGAUCACAGUUUGUGACAUACAUAAUGGAGCCAUCGAUGUGGCCACUAUUUUGACAUUCGCUGCCAGGCUGCUCUUGCAGCCGUUAUAUGAAAUACCGUUGAAGUGCCAAACGUUUUCUCACUUGUCCUUCCUUAAAAGCAUGUGAUGGCUGUUUUAUAUUGUGAUCUUAUUACGGCACUAGUCAUUGAACUAUUUCGUGCUACAAACACGCUGACUACAUAAUAGACAAGACAUCUUUCUUGCUGUUAAGUUGCUGAAUGAAGAUAAAUGGUUGUGUGAGAGUUCAAAAAAACAUCAUAAUGCUCGUGUCACAUUUAUGCAGUUUAACAUCUGCCAACUGGGUAGUGUACUGGGUCCCAUGUAGCGAACAUCA
This is a messenger RNA of Dermacentor andersoni, 2105 nucleotides long. The record is from RefSeq and is a predicted model, not a curated record. Lineage: Eukaryota; Metazoa; Arthropoda; Arachnida; Ixodida; Ixodidae.